Messenger RNA from Strongylocentrotus purpuratus (purple sea urchin), 1086 nucleotides. RefSeq names its product prokineticin receptor 2-like. NCBI's taxonomy places the organism in Eukaryota, Metazoa, Echinodermata, Echinoidea, Camarodonta, Strongylocentrotidae. The transcript is spliced from 3 exons. Gene Ontology annotation, cellular component: membrane. The record is from RefSeq and is a predicted model, not a curated record. Gene Ontology annotation, molecular function: G protein-coupled receptor activity; peptide binding. Gene Ontology annotation, biological process: G protein-coupled receptor signaling pathway. Bases 1 to 1086 code for a protein of 361 amino acids.
AUGGUUGCUAAUCUUUCAAAUGACCAUCAUGAAACAACCGCAUUACCCUCACCGACGUCGUAUGAUCGUCAUCGUGAUCUCGUGAUCAACCAUGAUCCGACAUCGGUCGUGGUCGUUGUCGAGGGCGUCACCCUGAUCGUCAUCUUCCUCGGAGCGUUGGUCGCCAAUGUGAUCGCGAUGACGGCGAUCCUUCGAGACAAGUUGCUGCGGAAGAACCUCCAUAACUGGCUAAUCCUCAACCUUUUCGUAAACGACCUCGGUAUAACGAUUACAAGUAUGUCUUUCUCUAUCGUAUCCGUCUUCGACCACGGUCAGUUUCUGGUCAACAACGAUGUCAUCUGCUUGGUAGGGACACCAGGCCUGAAUGGCAUAAAUGGAACGGGGGCUGUAGGCUUCUUUUUCGGUAACUUCGCUACGAUCCUGGCCAUCUCUGUAGACCGCUAUCUGACUGUUGUCUGGUCCACCCGCUUUCCUCCCACCAAGUCUAGGACCAUCGUCUUUAUCGUCCUCUGUUAUGUGGUUCCGUUAAUUAACGUCUUACCACCUAUCUUCAAGUUCCUCUCCGACUUCAAGUAUCACCCAGACACCCACCACUGUUCACCCGCCUGGGAGUCCUGUCUCUACUACAUCAUCUGCUUCACCAUUAUCUUCUGUAUCACCGUACUCAUCAUGGUCUUCUGCUACACCGGCGUUGUCUUGACCUUGAGGCGACAGGAACUGCAGCUUCGGUCUUUCUCCAAGGACAACCGGACAGCUCCUCCUCGAGUUGUGACUCCUGAACCCAGUGGAAAGAUUCUAAUCUCAACUGACGUCACCAGCUACCGGAACAUCAAGACGGCAUCCUCAACAGAUGAGGUGACUAAGUCUUCAGAGGACUGCCUGACCGAGGACUUUUUUCCAUCUGUUGAUGCAGACGUGGAGGAACCUUCCAACUGCCUCGCGCUCAAGAUACAGGACCAAAAGGAUCAUGAAGACGAGAUGACUCGGCGGAAGAGAAAACUUAAGAAGAGAAACCACCAAUUGAUGCAAGGCAACCUCAGUAUGGAGAAGAGGGUUGCCCUGACAGGUACGAAUUUCUCUGUUUGA